CAGAUUAUAUAGGUAUAUCCAGAAGGAAUUCUACCAACGAAGUGGGUCAGACAUAAGCAUCAGUAUUCUCAAUGGUGUUUAUGUCUGAUCUGGUGUUCCCGAGUAUAUAUAUAUAUUAUAUACAGGAGAGGACAUACGAGUACCAUCUUUAAGGCCUGCAAGGUGUCGAACACACACCUGUACUAGACCUGGACUGAGGUCAGAAACUAGUAAACAUUUACCUCCAUGUUGAGUGAGACCACAGAAGGCCAGGUUCUGCAAUUUUUAUCUUGGUGAGAAAUCAACUUUUCAAAGGGAAAUCCCCUGACUGAAUAUUUUUUUGAUCAGAAAUCUUCCUGAAAGAUCAAAGGGGAAUCUUGAUUUGGCAUUUCAUGAGAAAACUUCCUGGAUCAUUUAAGGAGAAACCUUGUUGAUGUAUUUCAGGAACAACCUUACUGGUACAUAUUUAUAUUGCAGAUGUGUUCAGGUAUAUGUUGAUCUUCUCGUCAGACAGGAAGAAGCCGCCUCUAUUAUUGAAAAGAAAGCCUCUCUCGCGGAAAGCUUUGCGAUAUUUGUAUGUGAUGUCUCUUCACAAGGCACCUGGAGCGAUAGGUUCCUCUUCACACAGUCUUCUCUCUGGUGUAAAAGUCGCCGGGCUUCCUUUGGCUGGAGUGUCAGGCGUGCAUAUAUGAUGUUGAUUUCUUGGAUUUAUGCUCUCCCUUGUUGUGCGUUCAUUCUGAGAUAAUUAUUUUGUGUGGGAUAAGAAAUAAUUCGUGGACAGUUAAAGAUUACUUUUAUGACAGGCGGAGGCCUCCUUGUGCUUACAGCUUCUGUAUAAACGGUGAAAAGGCAUUGAGGUGAACACUUUUUGUGAAAAAAAAGGAAAAGAGUGGUUACUUCAUUCAAAGAUGGCGUCCUUACAUGACGCCUCGUUCUUCUGUAUCCCGGAGACAGCUCUACCACACACAGAGCAAAUAAACUACCGUCUUUUGUAUUGUGUGAUCAGCCUGUGUUCAGGCUUUUUGGGCAUGUUUGGCUCCUGCUAUCAACUGUUCGCCUGGAAACAAAAGAUGACAGAGUGGCCAAGGCGGCGGUCCAGUCGGCCAACUACAAACCCGGAGAUCAUUUUCUAUUUGGCCGCAUCAAACCUCAUGUCUUGUCUGGGUGUGAUAAUCCGUUCCAUGGCGAUGUUGUUGACUAAAGCCCCUCAUGUUAGUAGUGUAUGGGUGAACAUCACCAACACGUCCUGGUACGAGAUCUAUUCCAACAAUAAGUGUGACAACCAGGCCAUACCCCACGGGGAGAAGAACGUGUUCAUCUGGGGUAGCAUCGUCGAGGCUUUCACACAAUUCAGCUUUGGGGCCUCCGUCAUCUGGACAUUCCUCUAUUCCGUUGACACAUACUCUCAGCUUGUCGGCUUCCACAUUUCCAGUAAAGCCUAUCACAGUAUCAGCUGGGUGUUGGCGGGUGUGAUGGCAAUAGGAUCCCAACUCUCUGUAUCCAUCGGCCUCACUCCACCUUACAGUUGCGCAGACGGACCUCGCUUGAUUAUCCGGUACUUCUUUGCUUACAUGCCUAUGCUGGUCGUUUUGAUACUCAAUCCUGUAUUCCUCUGGAGUACUCACCGCCAAGCCAAGAAACGUAUGGUGAGCUAUUCGGUCACGUUCACAGAUACAGAACGGAAGUCGCUGACUAAACUCAGACAGAAGUUCAUCACUAUAGUAUUUCUAUUCACAUUAUGCUGGGUUCCUAAUCAGAUCGACAGCGCGUUACAGAUCUCUCUGAACAUUGACUGUAUAUACUCAAGCACGUCCACCUUCAACGUAUUCUUCCCGCUUUGGGUUAUAGAGGCGUUUCUCAACCCCCUCCAGGGCCUGUUCAACUGUCUCGUGUUCGGCAGGAGAUUUGCGUGCUGCGACAGAACAGGGGAGAGAAUCCGUGUCAGCACUCAGGACUCGUUCUCAGUUAUCUCCUCAGAACGACAAACUUUAUUAUGAUAUUAAACUGAUAAAGAACUGUAUUUAUACAUGUAUAUCAGGCUAUAAAUGAUAUUUUAAGAGGUACUUAAUGUUUAGUGGUGAGGUCAGACCUAAAACAAAUUUUUGUAUUUUAUAAAAUCUAUGUAGACCGUGAACACGUGUCUGGACGAAAUGCUAUACGGUUAACACUAUUCAAUAAUCAAAGUCAAGCCGAUUGCCUUGAUUCCCUCUGGAUGGCUGCGAUCAACAGUCAAGCAUGGGUUAGGCCGGCAGGGUCUGUGGACGUAAAAUUCAAUGAUAGUGAAGUUGCUUUCUAUUAAAUCUCAGAAAGAGAAAGCUGCCUCUUUUUGUUACAUUUUGUUUUAGAUUUUCAAUUUGAGCAUAUUUUCGUGUUCUAACAAUAGGUUGACGUAAGCUAGCGUUUGCCUGGUAGACAUUGUAUGUAUGCGUACUUGUGCUACUUGUAAACAUCUGUAUCGUAGCCAUACACAAUGCACUGACUGAUCUAAAUACCGCAGUAUAAGCUACCCACAAUUAGGGAAUAUAUAGCAGUUUCCAGUCAACCUGGAUAUUGUGUGUGGGACUGUUAAAUGAGCAAUAGCACGUUUCGCAUGCUUGGAGGAAUAUAUAUGAGUGUACUCCUACGGUUAUAGGCCUAUAUACACGGUCUGAAUAGUGCAUGGGAUGUUGCAUUUACAUGUAUAUUAAAUAUUUUGCUAACUAAGUGCAUGUGUAGGCCUCGUAUACACAUAGGCCUAUAUGUUUAUGGCCCUUAUGUUUACCAUGGCUGAAUCUGUGUCUAUAUGUAGGCCUAUGUACAAAUGACAGGGAGAAAUCAAUGUUCGAUGACAUUUAUAGCUAUUAUGGACAUGCAGUGUAUGCAACUAUUUUUCUGUUUAAUACACUUAUGAAUCAAAUACGGUCAUGUUAACAUUUGUUUUCUAAUUCGCACAACUGAAGUCAUCUAUGCUUGUGCUGUCAGCCUUAGUAUAAAUUGUGGGGUUCAUUUUAGUUUUUCCAGAAUAAGAUGAAUUGAUAUACUUCAUGUAAAACACGUAUUAAUGCGUUAAAUGGAGAUUAUGUUUUAACAUUUCAAUCUCCGUCACUUUCUAAAAUAUUCAAACAGGUACACUUAAAACAUUAAUCUGUUCAUGUUAAAGUGAACAUAAAGUCUGUCGCUAUAUAAACAUAAAAAACUGAUAUAGGACAUAGUUAUCACAGAAAACUAUGUAAAAAAUUGUAUAAAGUUUUGAAUGCCGAGAAGAUAACGUUCAGCAUUGGGGAUAUAGCACUGACGGACAAUUCACUCCGAGUAGCCAUGUUGUAGAAGCCCUUUUAAACUGGGCCAAUCACUAGCGCUGAAAGCGUCACGUGAUAAUUGGCUGUCGCGUCAAAAAAAGCUAUUAGCUGUCGAUUGUCAGUGUGGUUUGUUACAAGUGUAUAGACAGAUUUCGAUGCAAUAAAUUGGAUUUUGCGGUUAGUAUAAGUGUUAAACUGAAGCAUUUUGACAACACAUGUACGAACAGGGAAAUGAGAAGGGCUGCCCAUUUCACAAUGCGUACAUGUUGGACAGGAUGCUGCAGUAACUUCUCGGGAUCAGCUGGCCAGAAAACCAUCUCGCGAGUCAUUGUUUGAAGAAAAAUGUUGUGACUGUGCGUUAUUUUUCCUUAGCAAAGUUAGAUUAAUUACGAAAAUAUCUUCCCAAAAUCUGAAUAAAAGAGUCUGUUAUCAAUCAGAAGGUCCUGCUAUGUUCGGUAAAAUCCCACGCAGGACGAGGACCGCUAAAACACGACGCUUUUGUCACAAAU
Messenger RNA from Liolophura sinensis, 3766 nucleotides. Its product is annotated as G-protein coupled receptor 143-like. The record is from RefSeq and is a predicted model, not a curated record. Gene Ontology annotation, biological process: regulation of calcium-mediated signaling; G protein-coupled receptor signaling pathway; melanosome organization. NCBI's taxonomy places the organism in Eukaryota, Metazoa, Mollusca, Polyplacophora, Chitonida, Chitonidae. Gene Ontology annotation, molecular function: dopamine binding; L-DOPA receptor activity; L-DOPA binding. Bases 888 to 1976 code for a protein of 362 amino acids. The transcript is spliced from 8 exons. Gene Ontology annotation, cellular component: melanosome membrane; plasma membrane.